AGCAGGUCGAACUUGAAGGUCGAGUCGAGCUACAAAACUCUCUGCUCGAUCGUGCUUUCGGAGAGCAUCGAUCCGCAGAGAGCUAGAAAACUCGGAAACGAUGUCGGUGCAGGAGUAUCUGGACAAGCACAUACUCUCUCGCAAGAUCGAAGACGCCGUCAAUGCCGCGGUUAGGGCCAAGACUCCCGAUCCGGUCCUCUUCAUCUCGAAUCACAUGAGAAAGGCGGUUCCGUCGGUUAUAACGAAGAUUAAAGCCAGGCAAAUACUGGACAGCAGGGGUAUUCCUACUGUUGAAGUUGACCUGUAUACUAACAAGGGGAUGUUUCGCGCGUCGGCUCCGAGCGGCGACCAAACCGGAAUGUACGAGGCUAUGGAAUUGCGGGACGGGGACAAGGGAGUGUAUCUUGGAAAUAGUGUAAAGAGAGCUGUUAAUAAUAUUAACGAGAAAAUCUCCGAAGCAUUGAUAGGGAUGGAUCCUAUUCUACAGGCUCAGAUUGAUCAGGCCAUGAUAGACCUGGACAAAACAGAGAAGAAGGGUGAGCUGGGAGCUAAUGCAAUAUUGGCUGUGUCAAUUGCUGCUUGCAAAGCUGGUGCUGCUGAAAAGGAGGUUCCCCUUUAUAAGCACAUUGCUGAUCUUGCUGGUAAACCCAACCUGACUCUUCCAGUACCUUCCUUCACAGUGAUUAGCGGUGGAAAACACGCGGGAAACAACCUUGCCAUUCAAGAAAUCAUGAUUCUACCAAUUGGAGCCUCCAGAUUUGAGGAGGCUGUGCAAAUGGGUUCAGAAACCUAUCAUCACUUAAAGGCUGUUAUUACGGAGAAAUGUGGUGCCCAGGGAUGCAAUGUGGGUGAAGAUGGCGGCUUUGCUCCGAAUGUGUCGAGCUUUAGAGAAGCCCUGGAUCUGGUUAAAGAAGCUAUCAGCAGAACUGGCUAUAGUGAGGGAAUAAAGAUAGCUAUUGACAUUGCUGCUACUAAUUUUUGCAUAGGGACAAAAUACGAUCUGGACUUUAAGUCUCCAAAUAAAUCGGGCCAGAAUUUCAAAUCUGGGGAGGAUAUGAUAGACAUGUAUAAAGAACUCUGCUCCGACUAUCGGAUUGUAUCAAUCGAAGAUCCAUUUGACAAGGAGGACUGGGAGCAUGUCAAGCAUUUCUCUAGCCUUGGAGUUUGCCAGGUUGUUGGGGAUGACUUGUUAAUGUCAAAUCCCAAACGUGUUGAGAGAGCAAUUAAUGAGUCCACUUGUAAUGCUUUUCUUCUCAAGGUAAACCAGAUUGGAACAGUGACGGAGGCCAUUGAGGUGGUGAAGCUGGCAAAGGAUGCUCAUUGGGGAAUCGUAAUAUCACAUAGAUGUGGUGAAACUGAAGAUACUUUCAUAGCUGACCUAUCUGUGGGACUAGGUUCUGGUCAGAUCAAAGCAGGUGCUCCUUGUCGAGGAGAACGACUGGCAAAGUACAACCAGUUACUCCGCAUUGAGGAAGAGCUUGGUGAUCAAGCUGUUUAUGUCGGUGAAGAUUGGAGGCUGUCUUAACUGUUAAUGUUCCAUAUGGGGGCUUAAGACCAUCUUAUGACAAUCAGGUAUCCAGUGUGAAUGAAUUCUUCUUUCCUUUUGUGGUUCAACACCUUGAGAAAAUGGUUAUUAUUUGGAAGUCUGAAUUUUCUGAUUGAGUGGUAGGGUCUUGUGUGAGAUGUGUAUUAUUCUUUCUGAGGAUUUUUCUUUAGUAGUUAGAGAUUUUUGUUUUCGGAUGAGCGUAAUAGAUGUAAUUGAGUAUGCGGAUUACGGGCAUAACGGAAGGAACCUGGGGCGAGCUUGUUUAA
This is a messenger RNA of Rhodamnia argentea, 1812 nucleotides long. Its product is annotated as cytosolic enolase 3. NCBI's taxonomy places the organism in Eukaryota, Viridiplantae, Streptophyta, Magnoliopsida, Myrtales, Myrtaceae. Gene Ontology annotation, molecular function: magnesium ion binding; phosphopyruvate hydratase activity. The coding region runs from base 101 to 1525 and encodes 474 amino acids. The transcript has 13 exons. Gene Ontology annotation, biological process: glycolytic process. The record is from RefSeq and is a predicted model, not a curated record. Gene Ontology annotation, cellular component: phosphopyruvate hydratase complex.